AUGUCUUCCUCAAUGGUAGCUUACAAGAGGAAAUCUAUAUGCAAACAGCCACCAGGAUUUGAGUCAUGUAAUACAACUCUGGUUUCCAAACUAAAUAGAGCUAUCUAUGGCCUAAAACAAACCCCAAGGUCCUGGUAUGAAAAGUUACAUCAAACACUCUUUAGCUUUGGGUUUGUAGCAAGCAGGUGUGAUCAUUCUCUUUACACCUACAAUCAUCAAGGUGUUGUAUUAUAUGUGCUUGUAUAUGUAGAUGAUAUUCUGAUGACAGGUUCUUCAUCUCAUCUCAUUCAUAAACUGAUCAACCAACUUCGUCAGCAAUUUUCUCUUAAAAAGCUGGGGAAACCUGAAUACUUCCUGGGUCUGGAAGUCAAAUAUCAAAGGAAUGGGUCUCUUAUACUCACUCAAACAAAGUACAUCAGAGAUCUAUUGGCUAGAGUCAAUAUGGAAGAUUCGCUGUUCUAUAGAUCUGUGGUAGGGGCUCUCCAAUACAUCACACUUACAAGACCACACAUAUCUUAUUCUGUCAAUAAGGCAUGUCAGUUUAUGGCAAAUCCUUUGGACAACCAUUGGAGCAUGGUUAAAAGAAUUCUCAGGUAUUUGAGUGGCACAUUCACUCUUGGUUUACUGCUCUCUCCUGCUCAUCCAAAUCAGGCACUUUCUCGGAGAGCUUAUAGUGAUUCUGACUGGGCUAAUGAUCCAGAUGAUAGGAGAUCAACCUCUGGUACAUGCAUUUUCAUAGGUCCAAAUCUGAUUUCCUGGAGUUCAAAGAAACAAACCCUUGUUGCUAGGUCAAGUGCUGAGGCUGAAUAUAGAGUUGUUGGAAUGGCGAGUAAGGACGAUGUUGUGAAAGAGAGUAUAGAAGAGCCUACCAAGAAUGCUUUUAUGGAAGCAACUAGUCUCCACAUUAAUGUUUGGGAGUUGGAGUGUUCUCUAGAAGCUUCAAGAGGUCAAGAUUGUAUGGUUUACAUAAGACUUAUAGGCGGAGAAAUGUUGGACAAUGAGGCUCCCAAUGUGGUGCAAGUUGAUGCUGAUAUAAGGUUUCAAUGA
Vicia villosa (hairy vetch) is the source of this 1047-nucleotide messenger RNA. RefSeq lists its product as uncharacterized. NCBI's taxonomy places the organism in Eukaryota, Viridiplantae, Streptophyta, Magnoliopsida, Fabales, Fabaceae. The transcript has 3 exons. Bases 1 to 1047 code for a protein of 348 amino acids. The record is from RefSeq and is a predicted model, not a curated record.